Molecule: messenger RNA, 2574 nt
Organism: Oryzias melastigma (Indian medaka)
Lineage: Eukaryota; Metazoa; Chordata; Actinopteri; Beloniformes; Adrianichthyidae
Gene: gprc5c
Product: G protein-coupled receptor, class C, group 5, member C
Exons: 5
Coding region: 680-1906 (408 amino acids)
Biological process (GO): G protein-coupled receptor signaling pathway
Cellular component (GO): signaling receptor complex; plasma membrane; extracellular exosome
Molecular function (GO): G protein-coupled receptor activity; protein kinase activator activity
Source: RefSeq, a predicted model, not a curated record
GAUAUGUUUUAAAUAUUUGUAUAUUUCUGCAUUGUUAUCACCUGUUAUUACUAUGGAAAAGGCUUAUUAUUAUUGUCACAGUCAUCCGCGAGGCUCCAUAUCCGCAACAAGAUCAGAUCAGAGCAGACAUUCAGCUGAGGCCUCCAGGAGGCUCUGAUCUGAUCUCAUGUGUUUGGAGCUGAAAAUCCUUUCCAGACUUCUGUCAUUUCCGUUUUUCCCCCUUCUUGUAGAUGUUUGCGCAGAAACAAUUCUAGAUCGUGGACAAAACGUGUGAAGAAAUGAGUUGACUGUGUAACUUGAGUUAUUUGAAGUUGCCUCAUUUCCGUCUCUGUCUGUGGACGCAGAAUACAAAGAAACGAGAUGUUUCUCUCCUCUUCGGCAGCCAUGGAGAUGAAGGCCAUCAUCAUCAUCAUCAUCAUGUUCCAUCAUCCCGGAUGUGGAGGGAACAUCCUCCAAAGUGGAAAGGGGGCUGGACAGCGUGCGUCGUGAGGGAGCCGAGAGAGCAUCAGGAGAACAGCUGCUCUUUCCUUCCUCGUGGCUGGUCCCGCCGCGCGCGCGCGUUUCUCCUGCGGAUCCUUUGGGUUCUCCUCUGUUCCUCCAGCUGGAGAACCGGCGCGGAGGUGAAGCCUGCGGAGAUCCAGGUGCUGUCAGAGUUCACCCCGGACUGGCUGAAGGCUCCAUGGAAAGCAACAGCACCCCUCGGGGCUGCGGCCCCAAUGUGGACUCCCUCUACUACAACCUGUGUGACCUGAGCGCAGCGUGGGGCAUCGUGCUGGAGGCCUUAGCAGCAGCUGGAAUCAUCUUCUCCUUUGUGCUCUUCAUCUCCCUGCUGGCCAGCAUGCCUUUCAUCAGAAGCAGCAGACAGAGGAGCUCCGUUCCUCUUCAUACCGGGUUCCUGGUCUGCACCGCUGGCCUCUUUUGCCUGACAUUUGCCUUUAUUGUAGGAAAAAAUUUUGCCACCUGCGCCUCACGUAGGUUCCUGUUCGGCGUGCUGUUUGGAGGCUGCUUUGCUUGCCUCCUGAUGCAGUGUGUGAGGUUAAACAUCCUAGCCAGAAGGAACAGCGGGCCCCGAGCCUGGGGGUUGUGUCUCGGAGCUCUGGGGCUGUGGCUGGUAGAGGUGGUCAUCAACACAGAAUGGCUUAUCAUCACCGUGGUACGGCAUCCAGUGACGUUGGUCACUGCUACAGGUGUAGCCGACAGAGCCACAGCCACACCGUGCAACAUCGCCAACCAAGACUUUGUCAUGGCGCUGAUCUAUGUGAUGAUCCUGAUUCUGGCUGUAGUGGUGGCAAGCCUGUCCAUAAUGGGAGGCAAACACACGGCGUGGAAGAAAGAGGGCGCGCUGGUGCUCGUAGCAAGCCUGCUCUCUGUCUGCAUUUGGCUGGCGUGGAUCGUCAUGUACGUCUACGGAAACGAGAGAACUGGAGGUCCCACCUGGGAUGACCCCACUUUGGCAAUCGCUUUGGUGUCAAAUGCGUGGGUGUUUAUUGUCGUCUACACAAUUCCACAAAUCUGCUGUUUGAGCAGCGACGAUGAGAGCCAGCAAGACUAUGAAGAUCCUCACUUGUCUGACCGAGUCGGAUACGAAACCAUCUUGAAGGAGCAGAAGAAGAACACGCACAACAUGUUUGUGGAAAAUAAGGCUUUCUCCAUGGACGAGCCCAGCAGAGGACCCAAGUUCGUGUCUCCGUACAGCGGCUACACUGGUCAGGUGCGUACUUCAGUCUACCAACCCACUGAGCUGGCUCUUAUGACCAAAGCAGUGGGAACUCAACCUCCGGACCAGAACCACGAAAUGAUCAUUCCCAGAGCUACUGUAGGAUCAGCCGUCAACAGCAGGGGCAGCACCCCCCCGGCACACACACAUGCAAGCGGUACAGGCUUGCAGAGGACAGCCCAGUGGUGAACGUGUCACCUCUUAUUUGCACUCACUACAUUUGCUGUGAUCCCUGAACCCUUGAUAGGGAAGUGGGGGCACCCUUCUGAUGGAUGUGACAUCAACCUUCUAUUGAAUGAUUUUCCAAAGGCCUCCAGGCAUCAGACAGUCAGAGCAGCUGGCUCUGGGUUGGGCUUUGCUUCAGAACAAAGAUUUACAGACGUCACCUUUUGCUGAGAGUCCACUCUGAUGAAAGGAGGUGGAGCUGAUGUUCUGAAAACUGUGAAAGCAGCUGGUCCAAACGAAAGCUUGGAUGGGAUAUUUACUCUGUAAUCACAAUGCACCAAGUCAUUGCAUUCAGUUAGAGGAUACAUAGCCUAAACUUGAAAAAUAAUUUAUAUUAAUUUAGUAAUAAUCAUCCACUAUUAAGCUUAUUAUAGUAGUAAUUAUGCAUCACAGGAAACCUGGUUACUGCUGUCUUUACUCACAUUCAACAGAAAAAUGUGGCUUCUGGUUUUAAAGUGCAUGUUCUGAAAUGUAAGCUAUUUCCCAAUGGUGGGAUCAAUUAAAGUUCUAUCUAUGUAUGUCAUUGAUUCUACUCUGUUUGGGUCUACUAUAAUGUACCAAUAUGUAUAUUUAAUUUAAAUUAGGACUUUGUGUUAUUUAAAUAAAUUCUAUGAAUCAAAGAUUUACUUUUA